UCAUAUGCAUACCCACACAGGUGAAAAACCAGUUUCAUGUUCAGUAUGCAGUGCAAAAUUUUCUGUGAAAGCUUCCUUGAAAAAACACAUACGUACCCACACAGGUGAAAAACCAUUUUCAUGUACAGUAUGCCAUGCACAAUUUUCUUAUAAAUCUUCCUUGAUAGUCCACAUACGUACCCACACAGGUGAAAAGCUUCUUUUCUUGUCCAGUAUGCCAUGCAAAAUUUUCUCACAAAGGUCAUUUAAUGGACACAUGUGUAUCCACAGUGGUGAAAAACCAUUUAAAUGUUCAGUAUGUAGUGCAACGUUUUCUCAGAGAGCUUAUUUAAAUAAUCAUAUGCAUACCCACACAGGUGAAAAACCAGUUUCAUGUUCAGUAUGCAGUGCAAAAUUUUCUGUGAAAGCUUCCUUGAAAAAACACAUACGUACCCACACAGGUGAAAAACCAUUUUCAUGUACAGUAUGCCAUGCACAAUUUUCUUAUAAAUCUUCCUUGAUAGUCCACAUACGUACCCACACAGGUGAAAAGCUUCCUUGAUAAUCCACAUACGUACCCACAUAGGUGAAAAACCUUUUUCCUGUUCAGUAUGCUAUGCAAAAUUUGCUGAGAAGGUUCAAUUAAAUGUUCACAUGUGUAUC
Messenger RNA from Bacillus rossius redtenbacheri, 642 nucleotides. RefSeq names its product oocyte zinc finger protein XlCOF22-like. NCBI's taxonomy places the organism in Eukaryota, Metazoa, Arthropoda, Insecta, Phasmatodea, Bacillidae. The coding region runs from base 5 to 541 and encodes 178 amino acids. The record is from RefSeq and is a predicted model, not a curated record. Gene Ontology annotation, biological process: regulation of gene expression. The transcript is spliced from 2 exons. Gene Ontology annotation, cellular component: nucleus.